This is a messenger RNA of Penaeus indicus, 1632 nucleotides long. Its product is annotated as mucin-2-like. The transcript is spliced from 2 exons. The record is from RefSeq and is a predicted model, not a curated record. NCBI's taxonomy places the organism in Eukaryota, Metazoa, Arthropoda, Malacostraca, Decapoda, Penaeidae. Bases 1 to 1632 code for a protein of 543 amino acids.
AUGCUCUGCUACCUGAAGGAUGACAGCCCUAUGGCAGAAGCACUGAAUGAACCCGUUAACAACAUAGACUUUUAUUACCCCAUGGAACUUCUAGAUGGAAUGCCCACGACCCCUGCUGUAUCAACCUCUUUGUCUCCAAGUGUAUCUAGCACCACUCUGGUAUCUGCAACUGCAACAACGAUUCAAGAACCCACAACAACUCUGCCAACUUUCAUAUCCACAAGCCCUGAACCUUUAAACUCAACAACCAAACGACCAACAAUGAUCUCAACAAGCCCAGGACCAUCAACGACCUCAGCGACUCCGGAACCUUCAACGACCUCAACGACUCUUGAACCUUUAACGACGUCAACGACUCCGGAACCUUCAACGACCUCAAAGACUCCGGAACCUUCAACGACCUCAACGACUCCUGAGCCUUCAACGACCUCAACAACUCCGGAGCUUUCAACGACCUCGACUCCGAAGCCUUCAACGACCUCAACGACUCCGGAGCCUUCAACGACCUCAACGACUUCGGAACCUUCAACGACCUCAACGACCCUGGAACUUUCAACUUCAACGACUCCUGAACCUUCAACGACCUCAACGACUUCCGAACCUUCAACGACCUCAACGGCUCCGGAACCUUCAACGACCUCAACGACUCCGGAACCUUCAACGACCUCAACAACUCCGGAACUUUCAACCUCAACGACUCCGGAACCUUCAACGACUUCGGAACCUUCAACGACCUCAACGACCCUGGAACUUUCAGCCUCAACGACUCCUGAACCUUCAACGACCUCAACGACUUCGGAACCUUCAACGACCUCAACGACUCCUGAACCUUCAACGACCUCAACGACUUCGGAACCUUCAACGACUUCAACGACUCUGGAGCCUUCAACGACCUCAACGACUCCGGAAUCUUCAACGACUUCAACGACCUCGGAACCUUCAACGACCUCAACGACUCCUGAACCUACAACGACCUCGGAACCUUUAACGACCUCAACGACUUCGGAACCUUCAACGACCUCAACGACCUCGGAACCUUCAACGACCUCAACGACCUCGGAACCUUCAACGACCUCAACGACUUCAGAACCUUCAACGACCUCAACGACCUCGGAACCUUCAACGACCUCAACGACUUCAGAACCUUCAACGACCUCAACGACCUCGGAACCUUCAACGACCUCGCAACCUUCAACGACCUCAACGACUUCGGAACCUUCAACGACCUCAACGACCUCGGAACCUUCAACGACCUCAUCGACCUCUGAACCUUCAACGACCUCAACGACUUCAGAACCUUCAACGACCUCAACGACCUCGGAACCUUCAACGACCUCGCAACCUUCAACGACCUCAACGACUUCGGAACCUUCAACGACCUCAACGACUUCGGAACCUUCAACGACCUCAACGACUUCCGAACCUUCAACGACCUCGGAACCUUCAACGACCUCAACAACUCCGGAGCCUUCGACGACCUCAACCCCUGGAAUAGUGACCAAACACACCAUGUACUCUUGGGCGGAUGCGAAUGACACCUGUGUAAGACUCGGAGGAAAGCUCUACACGCCCAAGAGUGGUGAUGAAGCGAUGAACCUCUCUAUCGAACACGGAAGCAUCUGGACGGACUGA